Molecule: messenger RNA, 2115 nt
Organism: Molossus molossus (Pallas's mastiff bat)
Lineage: Eukaryota; Metazoa; Chordata; Mammalia; Chiroptera; Molossidae
Gene: SLC26A1
Product: solute carrier family 26 member 1
Exons: 2
Coding region: 1-2115 (704 amino acids)
Biological process (GO): transmembrane transport
Cellular component (GO): membrane
Molecular function (GO): oxalate transmembrane transporter activity; chloride transmembrane transporter activity; bicarbonate transmembrane transporter activity
Source: RefSeq, a predicted model, not a curated record
AUGGAAGAGUUCCCUGAGCAGCAGGGGGGAGGGCCGGUGCUGGUCCGCCGGGGGCCCCCGGAGCCCCCAGGCCUGCAUAAGACGCUGAAGUCCCGGCUACAGGGGAGCUGUGUGUGCAGCGUGCAGAGGGCCCGGGGGCUGCUCCUGGACCUGUUCCCCGUCACCCGCUGGCUGUGCCGGUACAGCCUGCGGGAGGACCUGGCGGGCGAUGUCAUGUCCGGGCUGGUCAUCGGCAUCAUCCUGGUGCCCCAGGCCAUUGCCUACUCGCUGCUGGCUGGGCUGCAGCCCAUCUACAGUCUCUACACAUCCUUCUUUGCGAACCUCAUCUACUUCCUCAUGGGCACCUCCCGUCAUGUCUCCGUGGGCAUCUUCAGCCUGCUCUGCCUCAUGGUGGGGCAGGUGGUGGACCGUGAGCUCCUGCUGGCUGGCUUCGACCCUGCCCAGGACGGCCCGGGGCCCGGGGACAACAGCAGCACCCUCAAUGCUUCCGUCACCACGCUGGCGCUUGGGCUGCAGGACUGUGGGCGUGACUGCUACGCCAUCCGUGUGGCCACCGCUCUCACGCUGGUGACCGGGAUUUACCAGGUCCUCAUGGGCGUCCUCCGACUGGGCUUCAUGUCCGCCUACCUCUCGCAGCCGUUGCUUGACGGUUUCGCCAUGGGGGCCUCGGUGACCAUCCUGACUUCCCAACUGAAGCACCUGCUGGGCGUGCGGGUCCCCCGGCAUCAGGGGCUGGGCAUGGUGGUCAGCACGUGGCUGAGCCUGCUGCGCAGCGCCGGACAGGCCAACCUGUGUGACGUGCUCACCAGCACCGUGUGCCUGGCUGUGCUGCUGGCCUCCAAGGAGCUCUCGGACCGCUGCCGGCACCGCCUGAAGGUGCCACUACCCACGGAGCUGCUGGUCAUCGUGGUGGCCACGCUCGUGUCCCACCUCGCGCAGUUCCACGCUCGCUUUGGCUCCAGCGUGGCCGGCGACAUCCCCACUGGCUUCGUGGCCCCCCAGGUGCCGGACCCGGGGCUGAUGUGGCGCGUGGCCCUGGAUGCCGUGCCCCUGGCCCUCGUGGGUUCCGCCUUCUCCGUCUCGCUGGCAGAGAUGUUUGCCCGCAGCCACGGCUACCGCGUGCGUGCCGACCAGGAGCUGCUGGCCGUGGGCUGCUGCAACGUGCUGCCCGCCUUUUUCCACUGCUUUGCCACCAGUGCCGCCCUGGCCAAGAGCCUGGUGAAGACGGCCACCGGCUGCCGCACACAACUGUCCAGCGUGGUCAGUGCCACCGUGGUGCUGCUGGUGCUGCUGGCCCUGGCCCCACUGUUCCGGGACCUGCAGCGGAGCGUUCUGGCCUGCGUCAUCGUUGUCAGCCUGCGGGGGACCCUGCGCAAGGUGAAGGACGUCCCGCAGCUGUGGCGGCUCAGCCGGGCCGACGCGCUGGUCUGGGUGGCCACAGCGGCCAACUGCGUGCUGGUCAGCACCGAGGCCGGGCUGCUGGUGGGCCUGCUCUUCUCGCUGCUCAGCCUGGCUGGCCGCACACAGCGCCCACAUGCUGCCCUGCUUGCCCGCAUCGGGGGCUCCGGCUUCUACGAGGACGCCACAGAGUUCGAGGGCCUGGUUCCCGAGCCGGGGGUGCAGGUGUUCCGCUUCGCAGGGCCACUCUACUACGCCAACAAGGACUUCUUCCUGAGAUCCCUCUACAGCCUCACGGGGCUGGACGCGGGGCAUGUGGCCGCCAGGAGGAAGGAGCGGGGCCUGGAGGCCAGGGCCAGCGAGGGAGAGCCCGCUGAGGACCAGGACCGGGACCCAACGAGCAGUGGGGCUGCUCUGGUGCCCACGGCGGCUGGCUUCCACACAGUGGUCAUUGACUGCGCCCCACUGCUGUUCGUGGACGCAGCCGGCCUGGCCACACUGCGGGAUCUGCGCAGAGACUACGGGGCCCUGGGCAUCACCCUGCUCUUGGCCUGCUGCAGCCCCUCAGUGAGAGACGCCCUGAGGAGAGGGGGCUUCCUUGGGGGGGACCAAGGGGACCAGGGAGAGGAGGGGCAGCUGUUCCACAGCGUGUACAGCGCUGUGCAGGCGGCCCGAGCCCACUACAGGGAGCAAGCGCCCGCCAACUCCUCGCUCUAG